Messenger RNA from Danio rerio (zebrafish), 4084 nucleotides. The record is from RefSeq and is a predicted model, not a curated record. NCBI's taxonomy places the organism in Eukaryota, Metazoa, Chordata, Actinopteri, Cypriniformes, Danionidae.
AACACUAAUAUUGAUCGUCACCAAUCAGAAUAUUUGUAUUUUUGACCAUCCAACAAUGCAUAGGAGGAAGAAGAGGAACCCCCAGGUGAACUGAAGGAGGUUGUACGAACGUUCAGUUUCCCAUGUGGCCGAUGGCUCGCUCGUGAUGAAGAGGAUGGAGAGAUACUUGUGGAGCUGCGAGCGGAGGAUUACGAAGAUCUGGAGGAUAACACAUAUGAGGUUCAUGUGUUCACUGGGGAUAUGAUGGGAGCCGGAACCGAUGCAAGUGUUUACAUCAACAUCUAUGGAGAAAUGGGCGACACAGGCGAGAGAAAACUACGCAAGUCAAACCACCUUAACAAGUUUGAGCGCGGACAGGAGGAUGAGUUCACGAUCACGGGGAUGGAUCUGGGGCCUUUGAAGAAACUGAGGAUCCGUCAUGAUAACAAACAGGCUAAUGCUUCAUGGUACCUGGACCGCGUAGAGAUCUUCGAUACAAAAGAUGAAACCAUGUAUUUUUUCCCAUGCCAGCGCUGGUUGGCUGUAGAUGAAGAUGAUGGGCAGCUGGGCCGUGAGUUAGUGCCUGUGGACGAGGCUUUCAUGAAGAGAGAUGAAGAUGAAGAGGAGGAGUCUGGGCCUGCUCAGCUUGGAUUAGAGCAGAAAGCGAUGUCAACCACAUUCACAAUGAGAGUAAAAACAGGGGAGAAGAAGUAUGCUGGAACAGAUGCAAAUGUUUUCGCCAUUCUUUAUGGAACCAAAGACGACACAGGAAUCAUUAAUCUAAAGGCCUCGAAGAACCAUAAGAACAAGUUUGAGUUGGGAUUGAUUGAUGAGUUCACUAUAGAGGCAGUGGAUAUUGGGAAACUCAAGAGAAUCCGCAUUGGACAUGACAACGCAGGUGCGUCUCCAGGCUGGUUUCUAGACUGGGUGGAGAUCGAUGCUCCAUCUCUGGGUCAGCUGCUGCGCUUUCCAUGUGGACGAUGGCUGGAUAAAGGAAAAGACGACGGUGCCAUAGUCAGAGACCUGUACCCCAAUGAGCUGCAGACUGUGCUGUACACACCAUUUGUUCCGUAUGAAAUUAAAAUCUUCACCACUGAUAUAUUUGCUGGGGGAACCGACGCGGAUGUCUUCAUUAUUCUGUAUGGGCAGAAUGGAGUCUGUACGUCUCAGAAAUCUCUCUGCAUUAAUAAGAGAGAGAGGAGGAUGUACUUCGAGCGAGCGGCAGAAGACAUGUUUAUUGUUGAGCUGCAGGAUAUUGGAGAUAUCAUUGAGAAAAUCCGCAUCGGUCAUGAUAAUCGUGGGGUGAAUCCUGGCUGGCAUUUAGACCGAGUGGAAAUCCGAAGGCUGCUCCGGAAAGGAAAGGGCUCAGAAACAGCAAUAUUCCCGUGUGAGCGAUGGUUGGCUCAUUCGGAGGAGGACGGAGAGACGAUUCGUGAGCUGGUGCCGUCUGACAUCAUCGUAGAGAAACUUUCACGAGACGGGACCCUCAAAAUCAUCGAGACAGAAGUGGACGACGCACUGGAGAUUCACACAUAUACAGUGACAGUAAGCACGGGGGAUGUGUAUGGCGCCGGCACUGAUGCCAACGUGUUCAUCACUCUUUAUGGAGACAUGGGCGACACUGGAGAACGCAAACUCAGCAAGUCUGAGAACAGCAACAAGUUUGAGAGAGGAUCGGUGGACACGUUCACUCUGGAGGCUGUGGAUUUGGGCCAGGUGUUUAAGAUCCGCAUUCGCCAUGACAACAGCAUGCUGAGCGCCGACUGGUACCUGGAGCAGGUGGAAGUGUUGGACCAGGACACGGAGGAAAUCUUUCUGUUUUUGUGUGAGCGCUGGCUGUCCAGAAAGAGGGAGGACAAGCGGAUCGACAGGGUGUUCUACGUUAAGGGCUUUGAGGGAGAGCGAGAGACCGCCUUCUGCCCAAUUAAAAAAGUCACCAAUCUGGACAGCAACAUGAACAAGAAAAAGAAACGACUUUCUGAGGAUGAUGAAGAUGAGGAGGAAGCAUCACUGAUCCCCUACCACUUCUCGGUGACGACGGGUUCGGAUCGGGAUGCUAGUACAAGUAGCAGAGUAUACGUCAUCAUUAUAGGAAAGAUGCACAAGAGGUCGGAGCGUCUCUGGCUCGAUUUAGAUGGGAAGAGCGCAUUCCUUCCUGGAGCACUGGAUUACUUCACUUGUUACGGGACUGAUGUUGGAGAGAUCAAGAAAGUGGAAUUGGGUCAUGAUGGAGCGACUCCCGAGAGCUGCUGGUUGGUGGAUGAGUUGACUGUGGAGGUGCCGACUAAAGCGGUGCGCUAUGUGUUUCGCUGUAAAUGCUGGUUGGCCAAAGACAGAGGAGACGGACUGACCGCGCGCAUCCUAAAUGUGCAAGAUGCAGAAAUGGUCAAUAUCUCACAGAAGGUGAUCUAUGAGGUAACGGUGUUAACAGGAGACGUCCAGCACGCAGGCACAGACACACAGAUCUACAUGACCGUGUUUGGAGUCUACGGCACGUCGGAGGAAAUGUUACUGCCAAAAUUAGAGGACAGGUUUGAACGAGGGCAGGUGGACACAUUUAAUCUGGAGAUUGAGGAUAUCGCUCCUUUGAGAAAGAUGAGAGUGCGUAUCGAUGCUUCUGGAAGCAGACCCGACUGGUUCCUGGAUAAGAUUGAGCUUCAUAACCUGCAGACGGAUGAAGUGGCCACGUUCACGUAUGAGGAAUGGCUUUCUCGCUCAUACGGGCCCAAGCGAACGCUCAUAUGCGAGAUGCCGGCUGUGAUAGACGACGAGGAAAUGGUGGAGCUCACAAUAUACACUGUUUCUGUGAAGACCAGCGAUGCAACCGCGGCUGGAACCGAUGCUAAUGUGUGGAUGAUUAUUUUUGGUGAGAACGGUGACACUGGAACUCUAACUCUGAAAGAAAGCAACAACACCAACAAGUUUGAGCGCAAACAGACGGAUGUUUUCCGCUUUCCUGACAUCCUCAGCCUGGGCGAGCUCUCGAAAGUGCGCAUUUGGCACGACAACUCAGGUCCGGCUCCUGGUUGGCACCUGGAGUAUGUGGACGUUCAUGAUGACAUCUUGGGGAAGAAGUUUCGCUUCCAGUGUGACCGCUGGCUCGCCAAGAAUGAGGAUGACGGACAGAUCAUGAGAGAGCUGGCCUGUGCCAACAAUGAUGGAGUGGAUUUUGAUGAAAAAACCAAAUAUGAAAUCCUGGUCACGACAGCAGACAUGGAUGAUGCAGAAACCAAGGAGAAUGCCUGGAUUGUUCUAGAAGGCAAGAAGGGACGCUCCAAAGAGUUUGUGUUGGAGAACUCGGCUAAAAAGAAACGCUUUUUACGAGGCAAUACGGACCGUUUUGAGUUCUCCUCAAAGGAGCUGGGAGACAUCGCUAGUAUCUGUCUGGGACACAUCCCUAAAGAUGGCAAGAAGGUCAAAGUUGAAGCCUCCUGGUUUGUGGACGAGGUCAUUGUCACUGAGAAGGAACUUGGCAAUAAGUACAUCUUCCGCUGUGAUGCCCCCAUCUCUCUUUCCUCAAAGCGAGACGAGUUCCAGACAUUCGAGUGCACCAAAUUCAUCGAGAGCUUUAUCAGCAAGGCCCAAAGCCUUGUACCCGUGAAAUACGAGGCCAUCGUGAUCACUGGCGAUGAGAAGGGCGCGGGCACCGACGCCAAUGUUUUCAUCACAAUAUUUGGCAGCAAUGGAGACUCGGGUCGCAGGCAGCUCUGCAAGAAAUUCCUGAACCUGUUUGAGCGCGGACAAACCAACCGCUUCAUCCUGGAGCUGCUGGACAUGGGUGACCUGCUGCGGGUGCAAGUGGAGCACGAUAACUCUGGACUGAGCCCCGGCUGGCUCCUCAGCAGGAUCGAGAUCACCAACACAGCCAACGGGGUGACCACCAUCUUUAUCUGUGGGAAAUGGCUGGACAAGAACAAAGCGGAUGGCAGGAUAAAGCGUGUGAUCUAUCCCAAGUAUUGAUACUUCAGUCAGUAUUAAUAAUGAAUAUUCAUCGCAUGACAGGCUCUUGUCAAGAGAGCGUAAUUAUUUACUUGUGAUGUUCCAGAAUUUAAAUGAAAUGGACCCUUUUCACAUUUACAGGCUUUUCUCAGUCGUCGUCAUCAUA